This is a messenger RNA of Vombatus ursinus (common wombat), 3340 nucleotides long. It is a transcript of the gene PACSIN2, whose product is annotated as protein kinase C and casein kinase substrate in neurons 2. Gene Ontology annotation, biological process: plasma membrane tubulation; regulation of endocytosis; caveola assembly. Gene Ontology annotation, molecular function: protein binding; phospholipid binding. The transcript is spliced from 11 exons. Lineage: Eukaryota; Metazoa; Chordata; Mammalia; Diprotodontia; Vombatidae. The coding region runs from base 179 to 1639 and encodes 486 amino acids. Gene Ontology annotation, cellular component: cytoplasm; endosome; plasma membrane. The record is from RefSeq and is a predicted model, not a curated record.
GGCCCGGAGUGGCCUUGGGGGCUUGUCUUUUUCUUUGCCUCCCACUCUCAUGAGCUUCUAAGAGGUGGGCAGCCGCAUUGCUUAAGAAAAUAGCAACCGGAAGACAAAGGCGUUGAACUCCUAGCAUCUGUGAUUCCAAGCCUCAGCCUUCCGGGGUUUUUCCUCGGCCUUUGAAGACAUGUCUGUCGCUUAUGACGAUUCCGUUGGCGUCGAAGUUUCCAGUGAUAGCUUCUGGGAGGUUGGAAACUAUAAAAGAACAGUCAAGAGGAUUGAUGACGGCCACCGGCUGUGCAAUGACCUCAUGAACUGUGUCCACGAGCGGGCACGCAUUGAGAAGGCCUACGCGCAGCAGCUCACGGAGUGGGCCAAGCGAUGGAAGCAGCUUGUGGAAAAGGGUCCACAAUACGGGACCGUCGAAAAGGCCUGGAAUGCCGUCAUGUCCGAAGCGGAGAAGGUGAGCGAGCUGCAUCUCGAAGUGAAGGCCUCCCUGAUGAAUGAGGAUUUUGAGAAGAUCAAGAAUUGGCAGAAGGAGGCAUUUCAUAAGCAGAUGAUGGGGGGAUUCAAGGAGACCCGCGAGGCGGAGGAUGGAUUCAGGAAGGCCCAAAAGCCCUGGGCGAAGAAGCUCAAGGAGGUGGAGGCGUCCAAGAAGGCGUACCACGCCGCCUGCAAAGAGGAGAAGCUGGCCGUGUCCCGGGAGAGCAACAGCAAAGCAGACCCUGCGCUCAACCCAGAGCAGCUCAGGAAGCUCCAGGACAAAGUGGACAAGUGCAAGCAGGAUGUGCUGAAGACCAAGGAGAAGUACGAGAAGUCCCUGAAGGAGCUGGACCAGGGGACCCCCCAGUACAUGGAGAACAUGGAACAGGUGUUCGAGCAGUGCCAGCAGUUUGAGGAGAAACGCCUGCGCUUCUUCCGGGAGGUGAUGCUGGAGAUUCAGAAGCAUCUCGACCUGUCCAACACUGCCAGCUACAAGAACAUCUACAGAGAGCUGGAGCAGAGCAUCCAGGCAGCAGACGCUGUGGAGGACCUCCGGUGGUUCCGAGCCAACCACGGCCCGGGCAUGUCCAUGAACUGGCCCCAGUUUGAGGAGUGGUCCGCGGAUCUGAACCGGACGCUGAGCAGGCGAGAGAAGAAGAAGGCUUCGGACGGCGUGACUCUAACGGGGAUCAGCCAGACGGGCGACCAGGCCCUGCCCAGCAAGCAUAGCAGUAACCUUAGUGUCCAGAGUGACACAGUACAGUCAGUGCAGUCACACUCCAGUUACAACCCCUUUGAGGACGAAGACGACACGGAGAGCACUGUCAGUGAGAAGGAGGACAAUAAGCCGAAAAAUGUCAGCAGCUAUGAGAAAACCCAGAGUUACCAGACCGAGUGGUCUGACGAGGAAGCCAAUAAUCCAUUCUCCUCCACGGAUGCAAAUGGGGACUCCAACCCAUUUGAUGAAGACGCCACCUGUGCGACCGAGGUGCGGGUGCGAGCCCUCUAUGACUACGAGGGCCAGGAACACGAUGAGCUGAGUUUCAAAGCCGGGGACGAGCUGACCAAAAUCGAGGAUGAAGAUGAGCAAGGCUGGUGCAAAGGACGUUUGGACGGCGGCCAGGUCGGCUUGUACCCAGCGAAUUACGUCGAAGCGAUUCAGUGACCCGGCAGGAAGCCAUCCCCGACGUGCUGCCCCCACAGACGUGUGUGUGCGUGUGCGUGUGUAUGUGUGCGUGCGCGCGCGUCUGCAUCCGUGCCGGCGGACACACACGUGGUGUGGAGAACGUCCAUAUUUCUUUUCUUGCACAGGAUGAUGGUUCUGUUGCUUUGGGCUUCAGGGGCGUGUGCCCUUGGAGACAGACGAGUUGGUCACGUCACUGGGGGUUUGUGAGACCCUCUUCCUGAUGCAGAUCUGGAGGUCUGAGUGUGAAAGGCAGUACAACCAAGAAAUACCCAGAGUCCUUUUCUCCCUGGCUAGCUUUCUUAUCAUGGAUUCCAAUAAUCCUUCCCACAUCUUUCUCUCUUUUCUUUCUCCAAUUGAAUGGUGGGUUCAGCUGAUUAUUUUUUUGUUUAAUUGAUUAUUUUCCUAUGUCAUCUGCAUCUCAAAUUAAAAACUUACAGUUCAUUUUCUUAGUGAUACUUUUGAGAUGUGUUUUAUUUCAAGGCCCUGUACAGUUAGACUUUUUUAUACACCUUUUUGUCCUCCUGUUCACUUCUACUUAAAUUAUGGCACCAGUCCCCGAACGCUGAUCUCAAGUCGAGGAGGGCCCCGUGUCUGUGCGUGUCGUGCUGCUGCAGAGCGGCUGCAGGUGUAGGCGACAUCUGUCGCAGUGGAUCAUGGGAAGAUCAGAAAAUAUUAUGUUUGCCUCUAUCGUGAACGCGCUUGAUGCAUUUUUGGCAUUUAGGUGUGAGUUUCCAAAAUAGUCUUAAGUAGCACUCAAAAAUUCAGAGUAUUUCAGAGCUGUUUCCUCUAUCGGAUUGCUUCAGACUCCACUCUUUGCAAGUUGAUCAACAAUUUUGUCAGUGAUUUGGAAGGUUAAAAGGAUGAACACUAACUUUUCCAGAAAAUGCAACUGUAAAAUCAAUUGAGAAACUUUUUAUUAGCCUCUGUGUCAUGUCUCCGUGUAUAUGUGUGUAUAUAAUUUGAUAUUCAGAAAAUCUAAAGAGCAUGUCUACUGUUUUAAAAUUAGCUGGAAGACUUUUGACUGUGGAGCUGAUUUUGAGACUGCUUGACGACUGUUAAAUUAAGGCAUAUUUAAAUCUGCUCGGUGGUCCCUACGAGUUCCACCCUACUGUAGUGGACGUGGCCGCUGAUCACGACCCCCAAAAGAGGGAUCAGUGGAGUCCAGGAAUCGGUCGGGGCUUCCGCUGCAGACUAGCAGCAGUCCCUCCGUGGGUUCUCAUAGCGGAACACUGUAAAAACUUGCUCCGUCUUGUUAGCGGUUACAGAGUACACGUGUCUCUAACGUUGUACCCAAACUGUCCGUUUGCGAUCAGUGGAAAACUAGGUCUUCCCCACAGCCAAGGAGUCAGUCAUUGCCAGGUAAGUGGCCAUGCUCCUGUGCAGGAAGCGGCGCUGGCAUUACUUUUGGGGGGGAGGGAGAAAGUCUUUAUUUUGUGUAACUAAAAUACUGUAGGCAUUGCUUAGCUAUGCUCUUUGCUUUAGGAAAUCAUAGGUUAUAUAUUCAUGGAACAUUUCCCACGAGUCUCAGUAGUUUGCUUGGAGUGGAUGUAUCUGUCAUGAAAACUUACCAUCAUAAUUCUUCAUCCACAAGCUAAAGAUUUGCCAAAAUAUUGUCAAAACCUCAGUUUUGGAGUCUCUUUGAAAUGCGUAUUUUAGAAAACCAAUAAACUAUUAAUCUCA